CUAUAACAGAAUUCAGACUGUGUCAGCUAAUCAUCGUCUUCACAGAUUUGGAGAGAACCGAAUCCAUGGAUUUACAUUUACCUGAAGAAUGCUGGGAGUUGAUCUGUAAAGCUAUCGAUGAAGAUGAUUAUCGAUUCCUGGAAUCGUUUUCACUCGUAUCGACCUUGUUCCUCUCCAUCACCAAUCGCGUUCGCUCUACAUUCGUCAUCACCGAUCGCACUCUUCCUUUACUCGAUCGUCAUCUCCUUCGAUUCCGUAACUUGAGGCGACUCAGGUUCUUCGAUUUCCAUCGCGAUCUCAAUUCGAUUCUUCUCCAGGUUUCCCGUUCCGGUUUAGAUUUCGAAUCCGUCGAUGUGUCCCAAAUGCCGUAUUUCCCAGGUUUUGAGAAAUCGAGGAUGAUGAAGGAAUUGAAAUGUUCUGGAGUUGGGGAUUUUCGAGAUAGCCAUCUGGUUUCCAUCGGAGUGAAUUUCCCGUUUCUACAGAAGCUGGAUAUAAGCUAUCCUAAUUCUAUUCCGAGUCCAGUCUCUGAUGCUGGGCUAAUCAGUCUCUCCUCAAGUGUCAAGGCUCUCUUGAAGAUUAACAUUUCUGGUAAUAGUUUCAUCACUGACAAAUCUUUGAUUGCCCUCUCGCAGAAUUGUCUUCUCUUGAGAGAAAUAAUCUUCCGUGACUGUGAUUUCAUUUCGUCCGAUUGCAUCGAGUUCGUUUUGCGCAAUUCCCGGAACUUGGAGUCUCUUGCGAUCAACGGUAUCGGAUUAAAUCCCAAGGAGUCCUUCUCCAACGAUGCUUUCUUGUUUGCUCGUCGUUUGAUUGAGCUUGAUCUCUCGGGUUCGUUUCUAUCCGAUGAGUUGCUUUACUUGAUUGCUGAUGCCAAGUUACCUCUAAAGAAGCUUCUUCUCUCCGAUUGCCACGGUUUCACUUUUGAUGGGGUGUUGUACUUGUUGGCUAAGUGUCAAACACUGGUUCACUUGAAUCUUGAAGGAGCAAAUUUCCUCUCUGAUGAGAUGAUUAUGGAAUUAGUGAUCUUCUUUCGGCAAUUAACCUUUUUGAACCUUAGUUUCUGUUCCAAGUUAACUGGUCUAGCGUUCUUCAGUAUCAUUCAAAGAUGUGUUUCCCUGAGGUGCAUGAUAAUGGAAGGGACGAAUUUUGGAGUGGAAGACUAUUCCAAGGAAAUGGAUAUCAAGUCGGGGAUCAAGUUUUUGUACCUAUCUAGAAACCACAAUUUGCGCGAUGAGUGCCUCGAGAAGAUAUCACGUCAUUGCCCUUUAUUAGAAAGUCUUGACGUGGCCCAGUGUCCUGGCAUCACUAUAGAUGGGAUUCUUCAAGUUUGGAGGAAUUGUGGCGAGUUAAGAUCUUUGGAUAUCAGCAGAUGCACAUGCAUAAGGAGUCUUGGUGUAGUAGACUUUGAGCUUCCAAAGUUGGAGUCUUUGCGAGCAUGUGGAACUUGGAUUGACGACGAAGCCUUAGAUAUGAUCAGCAAAAGGUGUAGAAGGUUGUUGCAUCUUGAUCUUCAAGGAUGCUUGAAAGUGAGUUCAAGAGGGGUGAGGGAAGUUGUGCAGAGGUGCAUACGUUUAAGAGAGAUAAACCUUAAGUAUUGUGAAGCUGAUGAUGGAAUAUUCACGUGGAUGGUUUUUGCUAAUCCAUCUCUUAGGAAAAUCAUACCGCCAUGUGGGUUUUCUCCAACUAAAAAACUCCACAACUUCUUGCUGCGUCAUGGAUGUGUAAUCUCCCAGGAUUCUUCUGAGUUGCUUUCUAUAGCAUACCGUGCCAAUGGAAGAGAUAAUGACACAUUGACUAAACUGAUGAUUUGAGCCGAUAAAGUUAUUAGGUACUCAUUUGUGAAGAAAUAGGAAUAUGAAUAAUGGUUUGAACGAGAAACAUGGUUAAUCUUAAUUUGGGUUUAUACAGUAUUUCCCCUUUUCCAUGUAUAAAAUUUGACCAGCUAAACGCAGGCUUGCAUUGAUUUUUUUUUUCAGAUGUUCAAACAUUCUCUUAUUGUUUAUCUUUCUAUGAUAGAACAUACAAGUAAAACA
Capsella rubella is the source of this 2030-nucleotide messenger RNA. RefSeq names its product F-box/LRR-repeat protein 2. Bases 66 to 1808 code for a protein of 580 amino acids. Gene Ontology annotation, biological process: SCF-dependent proteasomal ubiquitin-dependent protein catabolic process. Gene Ontology annotation, cellular component: SCF ubiquitin ligase complex. NCBI's taxonomy places the organism in Eukaryota, Viridiplantae, Streptophyta, Magnoliopsida, Brassicales, Brassicaceae. The record is from RefSeq and is a predicted model, not a curated record. The transcript has a single exon.